GCAGCGCGGUCUGAUAAGCAUCUCGUGAGCAGCUUCGGCAAUUGGUGCAGGAAAUGGAAUCCCUGCUCGGUCUGGCCGCGAACGCCACCACGCUGGUGGCGGCUGGGGAUGAGUUUGCUGGCCCGAGUGUUAGUUUUGUGCAACGCAAGUGGAACGGAUUUAUAGAUGUGAUCGGAGACGAUCCGGACACGCUGUACAUGUGGUUUCUGACCGCGUACACGUACGGAUUCUUCUGGAUCGUCGGCGGCCUGUUCGUGCUGAUGGAUCUCACCAACAGGCCGCGGUUUUUGCGCAAGUUCAAGAACCAACCGGGCGCUAACGAGCCCCUCGAGUGGGCGAAGCUGAAGGAGCUGGUCAAAACCGUCGCCUACAACCAGCUCGUGUUCGGGCUGCCGACGUCCUACCUGUCCUACCACGGGCGGAAGUUGAUCACCGACACGCUGCCGGACGUGCGCGAGCUCCCGCCGGCCACGAUCAUCCUCCGGGACAUCCUGGUGUGCAUCGUGGCCUGGGAGAUCACGUUCUACUACAGCCACCGGAUGCUGCACUCGAGCUUCUUCUACAAGCGAAUCCACAAGCAGCACCACCAGUGGACGGCUCCGGUGGCCUGGUCGGCAAUGUACGCCCAUCCUUUCGAGUUUGUUAUCAGCGACCUGCUACCGGUGUACGUUGGGCCAGCCCUUAUGACGAGCCAUGUCUUCACGAUCGUCAUCUGGUUCACGUUCGUCAUGAUGGACACGCUCGUAGAUCACUCGGGGUACCAUCUGCCGGUGCUCGGGAGCUCCGAGAUGCACGAUUAUCACCAUCAGAAAUUCAACCAGUGCUUCGGUCUGUUCGGCUGGUGCGACGGACUGCACGGCACGGACAGUGAGUUCCGGAAGAAGAAACAGUACCAGCGACACCACCGCAUCUUCGGUCUGAAGUCGGCGCGCGAGCUUGUCCCGGAGCAUUGAGUGGACUUCAUAAUGGAGCCUUCAGACUCGAAGGACGGGGCUCUCGGACGGUUUUGUAGAAAGGGGGUACAAACGAUUAGCGAGGGUGUGUCUGUGUUAGAGUUUAGGGUUCGCUCCUUCGGGACUUCAAGCGAAGGGCAAGCGAAGACUACGCCUAGGUGAUACAUAUAGUGUGGGGUUUCCAGCGAGCUGAUGUUACACAGCUUCAAAAGUACUCUAGAAGAUAAAUAAACUAACUGAACUGCUAAAAUAUAAUAUCCCCUGUGCUCGAUGGUUGGCGGUGGUCGCAGCACAGCGUCACCUCGUAUAUCUGAUUACGGAAUAAAAACAGCAUC
Messenger RNA from Anopheles bellator, 1288 nucleotides. RefSeq names its product fatty acid hydroxylase domain-containing protein 2-like. Gene Ontology annotation, biological process: sterol biosynthetic process. Lineage: Eukaryota; Metazoa; Arthropoda; Insecta; Diptera; Culicidae. Bases 54 to 953 code for a protein of 299 amino acids. The transcript has 3 exons. The record is from RefSeq and is a predicted model, not a curated record. Gene Ontology annotation, molecular function: iron ion binding; C-4 methylsterol oxidase activity.